AUGUCAGGAAGUGCCAAUGCCAAAGAGUUAGAUAAAGUUCAACAAUCUAUACAUCUGGUGAAAAUCAUACGUACCACCAUGAUUGGACUUCAAAAAAAGCUUAGCAACACGACAUUGCCCGAUCCUAACGAUGAACAAGCUUGUAAGAAGUUCCAACUCUCCAUAGACACCCAGACGAAGAGUGUAGAAAAAUGGUUCAAUAAACUGGAGGAUUACUUCCGCGAUAUGCCAGAGCGUAUAGACAAACUUCCAGUUUUUACAACUGAAGUUAUGAAAAGGCUGCAGAGUCUUCUUGCUGACACCAACAUGGAUGUACAUGUGGUUUCUCCAUUUGAAGACUUCAUCAGUUCUGCGAACUGGAACGAAUCAGUUCAGAAUUAUUUCUACUACAGUGGCGAGUUCAUGAAAAUGCCAGUCCGUAGACGUAUAUGUACUAUGGAAAAGAAACAGCAAAUAAUAUCUCAAUGGGACAGCGUGAGCUCGCCUCACUCAUCUUUCGAAAAAUCUCUCAGACAGGUUCAGGCUGAUUUGAGCACUAAAAAAGUAGGCAUGUGGCCCACAAUAUUGGAGAGAUCGGCUUUUGGAUGCAUCUUCGAAAUUAAAUAUGGACUGAUCGUGGAUAGGCAGCCUGUUGUUCAACAAAAAAUGUUAGUGGUUGAAAACUCAGGUCUCAUUGAAAUGGUACGCUUCGUUGCACCUCAUGAAGAAUGGUACUUCUUUGACGAUUUCGGAUCACGCCGGGUAGAUUUAACUAUGCAAUCUAGAUACAUAGUUUAUCAAAAACUCACUACUCAAGCGAACAUUCAGCUUCAAGUAGUUAUGAGCGCUGUAAAUAUAGACCAUAAAUGGACUCCAUCUCAAAUAACGAGCUUGUUGCAUAUGUUUUCGCGAUAUCAGCAAGUUUUCGAGACACCAUGCAAGACAUGCGGAAAGGUUAUGAAAGAUUUUCUACCACCGUUCUUUGAUCCAAGGAGUCCACGCAGCACUGCAACCCACGAAACUUGUCGAGGAUAA
Messenger RNA from Auanema sp. JU1783, 1014 nucleotides. The record is from the annotation of a GenBank genome assembly. Lineage: Eukaryota; Metazoa; Nematoda; Chromadorea; Rhabditida; Rhabditidae.